Manis javanica (Malayan pangolin) is the source of this 10948-nucleotide messenger RNA. NCBI's taxonomy places the organism in Eukaryota, Metazoa, Chordata, Mammalia, Pholidota, Manidae. The record is from RefSeq and is a predicted model, not a curated record.
AUGGGGCCAUUUAUAGCUCUCGCCUGUGCUGCCAUGUCUCAUGAGUCUGCUGUCAGUGAGUCAGUGCUUGGUGGAGGGAAGGACCAGGGCUUGCAGGAGCUGUGUCUCCUGACUAGCUGGGUGACCUUGAGUGAAUCCUGGAACUGCUUUGGCCUCAGCAUCCCCGUUUGUAAGAUCUUUACUGACUUCAGCAAACGCGUUCGGCAACACCGUUUCCGGGCUGUGCUGCAUCCGUUCCCUCUCUCGGCCCUUCUUCCCUGCGGCGUGUGCUGUUCUGCGCUGUUGCGCUGCUCGCGCCUCUCCGCAGUCCUCUGUGUUCUCUUACCUGGUUUGCAUUGCGCUGCUGCUUGCUGGCGCCCCGUGGGCUCUGCCCUUCCUGCUCCCCUCCCUCAGUCAGUGAGGAAGCAGCUGAGCAGCGCUGAAAAGCCUAAUCUUGAUCAUGUGAACUCCAGUUAUUUAAGAUCUGUCAACCAGCUACAUUAUGUUUCUGAGUCCAUGCUUGACAAGCAGUUACAGGGUUCACCAGAUAGAGAUGGAAUUCAGCCCAGCCCACAUGAACCACCCUACAAUAACAAAGCAGAGUGUGCGCGUGAAGGAGGAAAAAAAGUUUCGAAGAAAAGCAAUGGAGCACCAAAUGGAUUUUAUGCAGAAAUUGAUUGGGAAAGAUAUGGAAGGGGUAACAGCAGGGAAGGCCCCAAGGAGGAUGUGACCUUUAUCCAAAGCCGUGAAGUACAAAACUCACCUGAGCUGGAUGAAGAAGGCUACAGCAUCAGACCUGAGGAACCUGGCUCUACCAAAGGAAAGCACUUUUAUUCUUCAAGUGAAUCGGAAGAGGAAGAGGAAUCCCAUAAGAAAUUUAAUAUCAAGAUUAAGCCAUUGCAGUCUAAAGACAUCCUCAAGAAUGCUGCAACUGUAGACGAACUGAAGGCAUCAAUAGGCAACAUUGCGCUCUCUCCGUCGCCAGUGGGUGCAAUUAAAAGGAACUUAUCCAGUGAAGAAGUGGCGAGACCCAGGCGCUCCACACCAACUCCAGAACUUGUGAGCAAAAAACUUCUGGAUGACACUGUGGCCCUGGCCCCUCUCUUUGGCCCACCAUUAGAAUCAGCUUUUGAUGAACAGAAGACAGAAGUUCUUUUAGAUCAGCCUGAGAUAUGGGGUUCAGGCCAACCAAUUAACACAAGCAUCGAGUCGCCAAAGUUAACAAGGCCUUUUCCCACUGGAACUCCUCCACCAUUGCCUCCAAAAAAUGUACCAGCCACCCCACCCCGAACAGGCUCCCCUUUAACGGUCGGACCAGGAAAUGACCAGUCAGCCACAGAGGUCAAAAUUGAAAAACUACCAUCAAUCAAUGACUUGGACAGCAUUUUUGGCCCAGUGUUGUCCCCCAAGUCUGUUGCUGUUAAUGCUGAAGAAAAGUGGGUUCAUUUUUCUGAUACAUCCCCGGAACAUGUUACUCCAGAGUUGACUCCAAGGGAAAUGGUGGUGUCCCCACCAGCCACAUCAGACAACGCAGCCGACUCUCUGGCUCCGGGAACCCUGGGCCCUCCAGGCCCCCCAGGCCCCCCAGGGACCCCGGGUCCUCUUCGCAAUGCACCGUCACCACUCAAUUUAGAAGAAGUCAAGAAGAAAAUCGCUGAGCAGACCUUCAUUAAAGAUGAUUACUUAGAAACAAUCUCAUCUCCUAAAGAUUUUGGGUUGGGACAGAGAGCAACUCCGCCUCCCCCACCACCACCCACCUACAGGACUGUAGUUUCAUCCCCUGGACCUGGCUCGGGCAGUGGUACAGGGACCACCAGUGGUGCGUCGUCCCCUGCUCGGCCAGCCACUCCCUUGGUUCCCUGCGGCAGCGCCACCCCGCCUCCACCCCCUCCACGGCCUCCAUCGCGGCCGAAGCUGCCUCCGGGAAAACCUGGAGUCGGGGAUGUGCCCAGACCUUUUAGCCCUCCCAUACAUUCUUCCAGCCCUCCUCCGAUAGCACCCCUAGCCCGGGCUGAAAGCACCUCUUCAAUAUCGUCCACCAAUUCCUUGAGUGCAGCCACCACUCCCACAGUUGUGUCAGAAGAUGAUGUUUUUUAUGACAAACUGCCCUCGUUUGAAAGGCGCUGUGCAACGCCACCAGAGAAUGAACAGCCUUCCCUCGUUUGGUUUGACAGAGGAAAGUUUUAUUUGACUUUUGAAGGUUCUUCUAGGGGACCCAGCCCCCUAACCAUGGGAGCUCAGGAUACCCUCCCUGUUGCAGCAGCAUUUACAGAAACCGUCAAUGCCUACUUCAAAGGAGCAGAUCCAAGCAAAUGUAUUGUGAAGAUCACUGGAGAAAUGGUGUUGUCCUUUCCUGCCGGCAUCACCAGACACUUUGCCAACAACCCGUCUCCAGCUGCUCUGACCUUUCGGGUGAUAAAUUCCAGUAGGUUAGAACACGUCCUGCCAAAUCCCCAACUUCUCUGCUGCGACAAUACCCAAAAUGAUGCCAAUACCAAGGAAUUCUGGGUAAACAUGCCAAAUUUGAUGACUCACCUAAAGAAAGUGUCGGAACAAAAACCCCAGGCUACAUAUUAUAAUGUAGACAUGCUCAAAUAUCAGGUGUCUGCACAGGGCAUUCAGUCCACGCCUCUCAACCUGGCAGUGAACUGGCGGUGUGAGCCAGCAAGCACUGACCUGCGCAUAGAUUACAAGUAUAAUACGGAUGCAAUGACAACUGCUGUGGCGCUCAACAAUGUGCAGUUCCUGGUCCCCAUAGACGGAGGAGUAACCAAGCUCCAGGCUGUGCUCCCACCAGCAGUCUGGAAUGCAGAACAGCAAAGAAUAUUGUGGAAGAUUCCUGAUAUUUCUCAGAAGUCAGAAAAUGGAGGGGUGGGUUCUUUAUUGGCAAGAUUUCAGUUAUCUGAAGGCCCAAGCAAACCUUCCCCAUUGGUUGUACAGUUCACAAGUGAAGGAAGCACUCUUUCUGGCUGUGACAUUGAACUUGUUGGAGCAGGGUAUCGAUUUUCACUCAUCAAAAAAAGGUUUGCUGCAGGAAAAUACUUGGCAGAUAACUAAUAGAAUCUUAUGCAAGGAUUUGGAAGAUUCAUGUAAUGGAGAACUGUUAUAUGAGAAACAGAUUUUAAUUUUGGUUUAAUGAAAACAAACCAGAAUCUGCACUUGGGAUAUAUCUGCUGGAAAUGUCAGUGACUUUCAGCACUGAUUUCCCUCACAUAAUACCAUGAUGAGCAGUCCUACAGUAUUUACUUCUGGGUGUAAUAUUGUUAAUGGUUUUAAAAUGUAAUUAUUGUAUUUGUAAAUUGUACUCAUUCCAGUAAGGCAAUUAGACACUUGAGUUUUAGCAUUUUACCAUUCCUGAAAUGGAUGUAAUUUAAACUGUGGUAUGUAAAUUUAAUAGUAGUCCUGUUGAAUGGCACAAUGCUUACAGAGGUAGAUUGCAUUCUGUCAAUAUAUAAAAUUGAAAUAUAAUAUUGAUAGCUGUCAUAAAGGGGUACCACAUACAAAAUUAAGUGGAACCAGAAAAAACUUCCUUUUCUUCAGUCCUUAGUAAGUUUUAAUGUAGUGCUAAAUAAAAACUCUAUCUUCAAAUGUUUAGUGAGUUAAAUUCAGGAACUAUUUCAGAAAAAAAGUUCUAAUGUUAUGGCAUAUUCAAAAAAAAGCAUUAGUUACCACUUUUUAAAAAGCUUUUUUUUCAAACUGCAAAUUUCAUAAAAAUGCAAACUGUGUAAACAAGGGCCUCUUAUUUUUAUAACUUGUGUAAAAAGGGAAAGUAAUUCAUAUUUAAAGUUUAAGUAUAUGAAAUUAUAACCAAGAGUAAAGAUGAUGUUGAAGUCUUAACUACUUCCCUCUCUCUACAGUUUAGCAAAUGUGGAGAUUGCUGAAUAAUGUCAGACUAGAACCAAAAUUGUGAUUUUAAAAGUUUAAGACUGUCCAUAGUUGAACUGGGUAACAACUUUUCCACAGUCACAUUAAAAAGGGAGUCUGUCCCACCUAGCAAAGCAGAGGGCACCACAUAUCUUCCUUUUUACACAUAGGAAUCAAAACAUUGAGACUACAAAUCUUAAACACAAAAGCAUUUUAGUCCCCUGUUUAAAUCCAGAAGGAGAAUUUUAAUCAUCAUCAUUUAUAUCAUUAGGAAGGAAAAAAAUAAGCUUUAAAAAUGAAAUCCUAUCCACAUUAUUGUGUGAUAAAUUUCCUUUUGGAUAAGAUUCAUUUUAUGUAGCUAUAAAUCUUUGCCAUUCUUGGGGAAUCUAAAAGAGAAUUAUCAAAAAUUUGUGUCUUGAUUUCAUUGUUGCUAGGUAUAAUAAGAACUGUAAUUACUCAAUCUGACCUCUCAAUAUAGGAUUCGAAAUGGAGAAGCACUUCUUCAGAGGUAGGUCCCAGUUGUAAAACCUUCCUUCUUUAUGAUCUGAAAACAUGAAACUUCCUUUAAGUCACAGAACUUAUUUUAAAUAUAAACCAAUUUCUAUUCUAGGUUAUACUAUUAAAUAACUUAAUUAAGUUGUUAUAUUUACCAUUAGUUGCUAAAUUUCAUUUUGCAUUCACUCAUGCUUGACAAAGAAUCUUUACCCCUGUAAAUUUUAGAAUCAAAUUAAAUUUUGUAAGUCUUAUUUUUGAAAUGAGAUUGUGACUGGCAUUUGUUUAUAGUGGAAUUUUUAAAUUAAUUUUUGUACUUUUCAGUCAGUGCUUGCUACCAAAAGAAUGUUCAAAUGAUCUGUUUUACCUUAAAAGAAUUCUUAUUUUUCAAACAAACUCUCAAUUGACUCCCCAAGCAAUCUGGUGUUGAAGUUUUUGAACAAAAAAUUAAUAUAUUCAUUUUAACUAAAUAUACUCAAUUUGAUUUUGAAACAAAAAUAGAGAAUACAAACUUUUAAAUCCCAUGAAACAUGGGGACAUUUCAAAUACUAAAACCAAUCUAGAGUAAGCAGCAGAAAAUUGAAAAUUGUCCAGCAUAUAAAUAUAAAAAUGUGUUUUUAAGUAAUGAAUUCAUGAAAAACAUAUUGAAUAUUAACACAAACCAUAUUUAAAAUGUGUAAAUAUUAGUGGUUUCCAUGUCUUGCUCUUUGUAUUUUAUUGUAUUUUAUUUUUUAAAGUCCUAGAGUGAAUUAGUAACUAAACAUGAGUUUUUUCCAAAGAGUAGUUGUGUUGAUAUUGUAAAAAUAUAAUUUUAAAUGUAGAUUACAAUAAUUGCCACUGUUAUUCAAAUGUUUCCAGGAACUAAAUUUGAAACUAUAAAGAUAUCCUACCAUGUCAUAAUUGGUCUUUGUAAAUCUGAAUGUAAGUCAGUGAUUUCAAAACUGUUCAACCUUGAAUAACCAGAACCUUAAUAGAGAAUAUUCUCUUCUCCUUUCAGAAAAUAGGUCAAAUAAUAACACAGUAAAUUUGUAACAGGGAUUUAAAUUUGGGUAGUUUUUUUGAACCUAAUGGUUUAUAAUCUCCUGUUAUACCUGCAGCCACAAUACUGUACAAUAAGAAUUCUGCUAGGAAAAAUCAUUCUAGACAAUACAAGAGUCUCAGUUAUAGAAGAAACAUUAAAUCAGGUUCAUUAUCCAUUCCUAAAACAGGACAAAAUGGGCUAGUACAUAUUAAGAUUUCAAUACCAGGGGUUAAAAUUUUUAAAAAGGGGUUUCAUUAACAAGAACUCCAUUCCCUGAACAUUAUGAUUUAAAAAGGUUCUGCUCUAAUAAGAUAGAAAGUAUGGAUAUGAUACUGCUUGAUUUUGACAACAUGGAAAGUAUGUUUUUCUUUUCAAAUGAAUUCCAUAUUUUUGUGAUAGUUUUAAAAAUAAAUUCUUUUUAAAAAUUAGUCUGAAUUUUACCAUAACCGGAAUUUAUAAUUCCUAAGAUUUAAAAUUUUUAUUAAUUUUUAAAGCUCUAUUCUUCUUUACACCUAACAGCCAAAAUGAAAAUGCACUGUAUGAUAUUUGGAAAUAUAUUUCACCUGCAAAGAGAAGACAUUUCAAAUGGUUUCAAGGGGGAAGGAAUGUAUUAUUUUUGUUUUUAUGAUUUUUACUCAGUCUCAAUCUGCAAAGUGUUUGAGGCAAUACCUACACAAAUUUCCAUGUCUAAGACUUCUUUACAAAGAAGUCUGGUAACUACAUUAGCUCUACCACCAACUCAUACUAUGUGACCUUAUGUAAAAUGCUGCCCUUUUCAGUUUCUCCCCUUGAGAAUGAGGGAUUGGGGUUGCCAGUAGUUUUCAAGAUAUUCUGAACAGCAGGACCUUUUCUAUUAAAAUUGCACGUGGAAUCCUUGUAGGCAAAAUAGCUCAAAGCAAUGAAUGAGUUCAUCCAGCAGUUUAAUUCCGGGCCCUCCAGAGCACUGAUCAGUGAUCUAUGAAGUUACUUCCACUUCUGAAGCUCCAUGAUUCUACUUAACUCAGAUAAAUCCUCCUUUUGGGGCUUCACAAGAAAAUUUGUACAAUUACUACAAUUGACCUUGUAUAAUAACAAUCGCCAUUUACUUAAGUGCUUACUAUAUGCCAGUCACUAUAGAUAUUAGUUCAUUGAAUUAUUAUGUGAAUUGUACUUUUUAAUUCCUUUUUCACAAAUGGUGACAUUGAGGCUUAGACAGAUUAUUAAUUUGGCUAAAGUGACACAGUAGCUGAAAGGAACCCAGUUAUCUUCACUUGCAGAGGGAGCCCCUUACCUAUUUUGCUUGUUCAUUCUGGGAAAUAAACUCUUCUUUGUUAUUUUACUAGACAGAUUACAUUUGAAUUCCAAGGUAAAAGGUGCUAUGAAAAAUUAGUAUCAAAAUAAGGAUAAUUCCAAUAGCAAAAUUGUUGGAAAAGAACAUGUUUCUCAAAGUAUGAUUUGUGGAUCAUUUGUAUUUUUAUUUUAAAAGGGCAAUGAUUUUGGUUUUGUCACCACUAUAUCUUCAGAGCUUAGAAGAUAGCAGGCAUCAAAAAAUUUAUAAUGAAUGAAUAAAUCUCUAAGGAUGGGGUUUAAAAAUAUGUAUUUGACAAGCACCUGAAAUUUGAGAAUCACUGCCCUAGUAGAUUCCUCAGGUCCUUCUUAGUUCUGACAUUAUAUCAGAUUUUAAACAUUAAAUUAUAAAUUGAAUACCAUUUUUCUAGUGAGUUUAUUUCUUUCAUUCGGUCCAUAUAACUGCCUCCAAUCUUAAAAAAAAUAGAGCUUUUUCUAGGAAAAUCCCUCUCCUUUCCGUAGAGUUCUCCUUUUAUGCUAUCUUACUCUCAAGGUAGCUUGAAAUGCGUUUUCUCAUUUUCACACUUCUGUCCUCUUUAUUGUCUUGAAAGAUUAAAAGAGCCGAGGUGAGAUUGCAAAUACAAAUUGUAUUUGUAUUCCAAAUACAAAGUCUUAAUAAAUGUCUCCCCUUGCAAGGGACACUAACUUGUGAGUUGACACUUUUUUUUUCUUACUUUGACUCAUCUUUAUUCUUUUCUUUUUAAUUGAAUAUAGAUGAUAUACAAUAUUGUGUCAGUUUCAAGUAUACAACACAGUAGUUCAACAGUUACACACAUUAAUUAAAUCCUCACCCCAACUAGUGCAGUUGCUAUUUGUCAACAUAGAAAGAUGUUACAGAACUAAUGGCUCUGUCCAUCCCUGUGAUGAACAUAUUAUGAUUGAGUAAAUCAGAUUAUUUAUAAAUGUGGACUAGUGUCAUUCCAAAAGAGAGGCACCACUCAUUUUUUAUUGGUGUUUCUGUUUUUCAGAAUAAUCACUGGCUGUCAAAGUUAAACAAUUAAAGUUGAAAUGUGCAUAUAUCUACUAAGGAGAUGAUUUUGCAGGGCUUUUUCUUUUUUAAGCUUUUUUUUUUCCAAAAGAUUGCGUAUUUGACCAAAAUCUUAUUCAGUUUAAAUGUAUUCAUUUUGCUACAUGGCUUUCUGAUAAGCAUUUUUUUAAAUGGAAGCAUAAUAUUUUAUGAUAUCAAAAUGCAGGUGAUCUCGAAGUAUCACUUGAAAAGUGAAUAUAAAUGAACACAAUGUUUCCUUGAAAUGAGUCUAAUUAAAUUGUUAAGUGAAUGAACAAAUCAACCCAUGUUACAUUGAUUAAACAGACCGUGCUGACACCCCAACCCACACCCUUUUACUGUGUGCACUUCUCCCUUGAGGCUUUGUUGUAUUUUCCUUUCAGUUUUUUUUCAUUUGGCAGACAGCAUUUAAGUGUCAUUCUCCCAAUCAUUAAUUAAAAGUAGCUUCUAUUAACAUUGCAUUUGUGCAUGAAAUGUAUGGAGGAAAAAUGAGAUAAGGGUGCAAUGUUUAAGCCUCCAAAUAUUAAAAGCAAACAAAUAACAAAAACCCACUAGCUUUCCUCUUGUGUCAUUGUUUCCAUAUUCUGUCAUCUUCUAUAGGCUGGAGUUGCACUUUCAAUAUCUAAUUGAAAUCUAAAUACCCUUCUUGAAGACAUGCCAGAUUUUAGAAUCCAUUGAGUUGACCAUGGCCAGAUCUCUAGUUUGUCCCUCAUGUUUAAUAUCUGAUCUCAUUCUAAAUGAUUACUCCUAUGAGAAAAAGUCACCUCCUUGUUGACAUUCACUAUGAGUAUAAUAAUUUAUUCUCUAGGUUUAGCUUCUAAAGUUAUUUUUCCUUUGAUUUAUAAUAUUUCUGAUUGUCUCCUAUCCCUAGGGUGGUACAUUGCCUGUUCUAACCACAUCUUUAACCUUCUAAGAAAAAUGUUUCAAUGAAAAGCAAAUAUAUUUUUAUGUGUCCCUUAAUAGAUAAGAAAAAUAAAUAAAUGAUAUUUCUACUACAUUCACCUAUAUUCCAGUAUUUUCCAAAUCAUGUUCAGGUCUACUGGUUCUGGCAAACGUUCAUAGUAGCUUGAGAAUAAAUGAUACUAUACCAUAUUCCCCACUCCUUGGACACUGAUAGUAAAUCUAGAAAAUGAAGCCUAGGAAAGUUAUUGGAUCAGGAAAACAUUUUUUUCCUAAACUUGAAGAAACUUAAGAGAUGUUUCCUUUUAACAUCAGUUUAUGCAUCAUUCAACAAUUGCAAAUAAUAUAACCAGGGAUGCUUUGAAAAGAUGCUUCUGGGUUUUUGUUUUAACUGUGAGGGAAAUUCUUGCCAUUUCAAAUUAAUUAGCAUAUAAAUAUUCAAAACAAAAUAAUGAAAUUGUUUUAAUAUUUCAAUUUUUUACGUAUUAUUUUUGAGAUCUUCACCUGUGAGCCAUACAUCUAUCUGUUGCUAUCUGCUGAAGAUGGUCCAAAUUCUUUGCAGAGUGGAAUUAGUGCUAGUGAACAAUCUUUGGUAAUAUUUUGUUAAACAGCUUAAGAAACUGAAUCAUGAUAGAUUAAUGCUGACACAUUUUUCAUAAUCUUAUUAGAAAUUAUAUGAAAAACACUUUAGUUGGAGCUAAGUGCAUAGAUUUUGCAGAACUCUAUAUUAAUGAGCAUUUCAUAGUUCUUUUUUGCUUUGCUUUUUUUACAAAUCAAUUAUUUUCACACAGAAUCAACAAAGUUCUUUUAAAAAAUUCCUGGGCAAACUGUUAUCAGACAUAAAAGAGUAAAGCUGAAUCACUUUAUAUUUCUCUAAACAGAGUUCAAUUUUUAAUUCAUUCGGAGUUUGUGAAUCAGUUUGAUAGAUCAUAGCCAUUAUCAUUUUUAAAAUAUUCUUGAAUGAGUAUAUGUAUCAUGCAAUUGUCAAUUCCAUCUCAGUUGUAUGUUACCUCAUUGACAUUUUGUCUUUUUUUUUUGGUGAAACAAAUGCUUAAUUUUAUUCAUACAAAAUUACUUUAAACUAUUUAAAAUUAUGUACCAAGUGACACUCACUGGCAUCACUAUGUCAAGAUCCAAAGACAUAUUUUUUAUUUUCCUUGUGAGAUGCUAGGAUAAUUCUUAUAGCUGGGUUAAUUUUGCAGGUCAAUAUUUAGUUCUUGCUUGAAAGAUUUUGGCUCCUGUCUAAUCUGUCUCUCUGUUUCUCAACUAAGGGACUUGGAAAAGUGCUGCUGAAUAAUUUUUCUUGAAAAGCCAGUUGUUGGUAUGAUGAUAUGCUAAUUGUACCUAUAAGCAGGGUUUUAUCACAGGCCAAGCAGUAAUUAAUGGAGCUGGCUUUUCAACCUGUUUGAAUAUUAUUGAGUUUCAAAAUACAAAGAAUUUUAUUUCACUUUGUAUAGGAAAAAAUCUAUAUGAAUGAUUGAUCAGAUUUUAAUUUUCAUGCCUACUAACUGGCAAUGUAAGACAUUGUUUUGUUGGGUUGUACUUUUUGUACUUUAACAAUAAGAAAAACUAGAAAAAGAAUCUCAAAGAAAUUUUGCUGUGUUUCUAAAGGUAAUAAAAUACAGUCAAUUGUCUUUCUUAAGGGAAAUGCUGUUAGUGUAUACUUUAAUAAUAUAAUACUUCAAAUGGUGGUAGCCUUUAUUUAGUAUUCUCCAUGAUCUUUGUAGCAAAAGCAAACUGAAUUUCUUUAUGACCUUGUACAGAGUAUGUAAUUUCACAGAACAACUUGGGCAUAAAAUAUUUAUAAAAGGAAUUAUGGGUUAAAAUACUCAAGUAUACUUUUUAAAUUUAAUUAAAGUGCCCAUGUCUGGCUCUUUUUCCUACAUGUGUAAUUCAACAGAGAAUAUUUUAUUCUCAUAGCUACUGGUUUGUCUGGGAUGAAAGUUUUACUGCUUCUGUGCUGUAUUUGAGAGAAAACAAGCAAAAAAGCAACAGCUUGUUCCUUCACAGAACUGUAGCAAAGCUCUCUGUUGAGCAAUGGUGACAUGAAUGUGUAAUAUUACUUAUUGAAGGUAAUCAUGAGAACAUUUUAACAUUACUUGCCUUAUAAGUUAGAAAGGUGUGGAUAUCAUUUUUUGUAAAUGAUGACUUUUACAACUGAUUUUUCCGUCAUAAUUGUCCCAAUCACCCAUUUCACAAAAUCCUGAAUAUGCAAUUAUUUAUCAUGGUACAUCAUUGUAACUACGGUUCCCAUUUCAGAACAAAGUUCAAUUAUAUGUGAGAACAAGAUGAAAUAUCUGAGUAAGUUGUUAUUUAAAUGUGCUUUUUUUCUGAAAAUAAAUAGAAAAUUAAAAAAUGAA